AUGGCUGAACGAGUGGCACGUCGUUCUCAGUUCCAGUACAAAUCGAACCUUGUUUUACAAGAUGAUAAAGCGUUAGCUGAUCCUUGUGUUCGGGAUGAACCAGCUGGUGAAGUAUUACCAACCGACUUACGUUUAUUGGGAACAAAAAUGGGUGAUAAAGCACAACGUUCAAAACCAGAAAAGAAAUUCAGAAGACAAAAGAAGGAAAGUGACUAUUCAAAAUAUGACACAAAACGUUUUAAAGGCGAAACAUUGUUAUCCGACGAUACACUAGAGAAUACAUCAAGUGUUGUGUAUCAGCCCAAAACACAAGAGACAAAACAAGCGUACGAGAUAUUAGUAGAUCUUAUUCAAAUAUAUCUUGGUGAUCAGGCGCACGAUGUUUUAUGUGGAGCGGCCGAUGAAGUAUUAAGUUUAUUGAAAAAUGAUAAAGUACGUGAUAAUGAACGUAAACAUGGAAUCGAAACAGUAUUAAGUAGUAAAAUAACUGAUGAAUGUUUUACAUCGUUAAUGAAACUAGGAAAGACAAUAACCGAUUGGUCAAUAGAUGAUAAAAUACAACAAGAAGAAAUGGAUGAAACAUAUGGUGUUAGCGUUGAAUUCGAAAGAAGUGAUUCUGAAAGAGGCAAUGAUGAUGACGAAAUACCAGGAGACGAAGAGUCGGAUGAAGAUGGAGAAGAGACUAAAAUGGAUUAUGCGAUACAAGGAAAAAAUAUAAGUGAUGACGAUUUAGCACAUCAACGUAAAUUAUUACAACCAAAUGAUAUUGAUGCAUAUUGGUUACAACGAAAAUUAUAUACGAUCUAUAAUGAAUCAAUAGUGGCACAAACGAGAACUCAAGAAGUUUUGGAAAUAUUAAAAAAUGCAUCGAAUGAUCGUGAAUUAGAAACUCAACUUGUUCUAUUACUGGGUUCUGAUCGAUUCGAUUUUAUUAAAAUUUUAUGUGCUAAUCGACAAAUGAUCUUAUACUCUACAUUACUUGCAUCAUCACAAAGUGCAUUAGAAAAGGUAUGUAUUGAAGAUAAAAUGCGAAGUGAUCCAGAAUUAUGUCGAAUAUUACAAGCAGUAUCGAAAACAGAAAAGAAUGUUAAUAUGGCUGAUAAACACGAUUGUCGUGUAAAUACAAGAGAAGCACAUAGUAAACAGAAGCAAGAGAUGAUAGGCACGGAUGAUAACAUCCCAGAGUUUUCGAAUUCACAACAUGUAUUGAAUCUGGAAGAUCUUGUAUUUACGCAAGGUAGUCAUUUUAUGGCUAAUAAAACUUGCACACUACCAGAAGGUUCAUAUAGUUGUCAGAAAAAAGGUUACGAAGAAAUUUAUGUUCCAUCAUUAAAACCAAUGCUAUUGGAUCCUGAUGAGGUAUUAUUUCUUAUAACUAAUCUUCCCAGGUAUGUACAGCCAGCAUUUAAAAAUUAUAAAGAAUUAAAUCGUAUUCAAUCAAAAAUGGUUAAAGUAACACUGGAAACAGAUGAAAAUAUUUUAUUAUGUGCACCAACUGGUUCUGGUAAAACAAAUAUCGCAUUAUUGUGUAUUCUACGUGAAAUGGGUAAACAUGUAAUGCCAGAUGGUUCAAUAAAUACAGACGAAUUUAAAAUAAUUUACAUUGCACCAAUGCGUUCUCUUGUACAAGAAAUUGUUGGCAAUUUUACAAAGCGUUUGAAUCCUUAUGGUGUUAAAGUAGCUGAAUUAACUGGUGAUCAUCAAUUAUCAAAAGAGCAAAUAAAUGACACACAAUUAAUCGUCUGUACACCAGAAAAGUGGGAUAUUAUCACGAGAAAGGGUGACGAACGUGUAUAUACACAAUUGGUUCGAUUAAUCAUUUUCGAUGAGAUACAUUUAUUGCAUGAUGAUCGUGGUCCAGUAUUAGAAGCUAUUAUUGCUCGUGUAAUUCGAGCGACUGCGGUUACACAAGACAGAGUUCGAUUUGUUGGUCUAAGUGCUACGUUACCAAAUUUUGAAGAUAUUGCAACAUUCUUACGUGUGGAAAAAGAAGGUCUAUUUCAUUUUAAUAAUAGUUAUCGUCCUGUACCAUUAGAACAGCAAUAUAUUGGUAUAACGGAAAAAAAAGCUAUUAAACGUUAUCAAAUAAUGAAUGAUCUUGUCUAUGAAAAAGCUAUAGGACAGGCUGGAAAAAAUCAGAUUUUGAUAUUUGUUCAUUCACGUAAAGAAACUGGAAAAACAGCCCGAGCUAUUCGUGAUGCAUGUCUCGAAAAAAAUACAAUCGGUGUGUUUUCAAAAGGAGAUUCAGCAUCAAUGAAAAUUCUUCGAAUGGAAGCCGAAAAAACAAAAAAUUUAGAGUUGAAAGAUCUCCUUCCCUAUUCCAUUGCAAUUCAUCAUGCUGGUAUGAAUCGUGUUGAUCGAACGCUAGUCGUAGAUUUAUUUGCUGAAUGUCAUAUUCAGGUGCUUGUAUCAACAGCAACGUUAGCAUGGGGUGUUAAUUUACCGGCUCAUACCGUCAUUAUCAAAGGUACUCAAGUUUAUAAUUCUGAAAAAGGACGUUGGACACAGUUAAGUGCACUUGAUGUCAUGCAGAUGCUCGGACGUGCUGGUCGUCCACAGUAUGAUACAAAAGGUGAAGGUAUACUUAUUACAAGUCAUAAUGAAUUACAAUAUUAUUUAUCAUUAAUGAAUCAACAGUUACCUAUCGAAAGUCAAAUGAUAUCGAAAAUCGUUGAUAAUUUAAAUGCUGAAAUUGUCCUGGGCACUGUGCAAAAUACACGAGAAGCUGCUGAAUGGCUUAGUUUUACUUAUUUAUAUAUUCGAAUGAUCAAAGAGCCUCAUUUAUACGGUGUUUCUAAUGAACAAUUAUUAUUAGAUAAAUAUUUGUUACAAUAUCGUAUUGAUCUUAUUCACAGUGCCGCUAUACAAUUAGAUAAAUGUCAUUUAAUAUAUUAUGAUCGUAAAACGGGUAACUUUCAAUCAACUGAAAAUGGUCGUAUUGCUAGUCAUUAUUAUUGCACCUAUGAAACAAUGACCAUGUAUAAUCGGUUACUUAAACCAACCUUAUCAGAAAUUGAAUUAUUACGUGUUUUUUCAUCAUCGCCAGAAUUUCGUAAUAUAACAGUAAGAGAAGAGGAAAAAGUAGAAUUAAAAAAACUACUAGAACAUGUACCUAUACCAAUUAUAGAAAGUAUUGAAGAACCUAGUGCAAAAAUCAAUGUUUUAUUACAAGUAUAUAUAUCAAAGUUGAAACUAGAUGGUUUUAUGUUGAUGUCUGACAUGGUUUAUAUCACACAAAGUGCCGGACGUCUGAUGAGAGCCAUCUUUGAAAUCGUGUUGCAGCGAGGUUGGGCACAAAUGAUCAAUAAAACAUUAAAUUUAUCGAAAAUGAUUGAUAAAAGAAUGUGGCAAUGUAUGUGUCCAUUAAGACAAUUUCCCGAAAUAUCCAACAAAAUUAUACACAAAAUUGAACAGAAAAAUAUAGCGUGGGAACGCUUUUAUGAUUUAGAAGCACAUGAAAUAGGCGAAUUGAUAGGUGAACCAAAAGUUGAUAAAAUAAUCUAUAAAUAUAUUCAUCAUAUACCAAAAUUAGAAUUAACUGUUCAUGUUUUACCAAUAACACGUCAAACAUUAAAAGUUGAAUUAAAAAUUAUACCAGAUUUCCAGUGGAAUGAUAAACUGCAUGGAAUGAGUGAAGCCUUUUGGAUUUUUGUUGAAGAUUUUGAUUCGGAAGUAUUAUUACAUCAUGAAUAUUUUCUACUUAAAAAAAAAUACUGUGAAGAUGAACAUUAUGUCAAAUUUUUUGUCCCAGUUGUUGAACCAUUACCACCACACUAUUUUAUACGUGUUGUAUCAGAUAAAUGGAUGGCAUCUGAAACUCAAGUAGCUAUUUCAUUUCGUCAUUUAAUAUUACCGGAAAAACAAUCAUCUCCGACUGAAUUACUUGAUUUACAACCAUUAGCUGUUAAUGCAUUGCACAAUCCAAAAUAUGAAGAAUUAUAUAAUUUUAAGUUUUUUAAUAGUAUCCAAACACAAGUUUUCAACACGCUGUAUAAUACUGAUGAAAAUGUAUUCCUGGGUGCGUCAACUGGUUCGGGAAAAACAACUUGUGCCGAAUUUGCCAUAUUACGACUAUUUUCGUCCGAAAAAACAAAAGAAUCAUCUGAUCAAAAAUGUGUUUAUAUAACACCAAAAGAAGAACUAGCCGAAAUCGUACGUCUAGAUUGGGAAAAGCAUUUUUUGACAAUUGAAAAGAAAGUUGUUUUAUUAACUGGCGAAACAGCAACAGAUUUAAAAUUAAUAGCUAAAGGUGAUAUUAUUAUCUCUACUCCCGAACAUUGGGACAUGCUGUCACGUCGUUGGAAACAACGAAAAAAUGUUCAAAAGGUCAAUUUAUUUAUUGUUGACGAUUUACAUAUUAUUAACAGCGAUGAUGGAUCUGCACUUGAAAUAAUUUGUUCACGUAUGCGUUACAUGAGUUCACAAAUCGAACAUAAUAUUCGUAUUAUAGCUCUAUGCUCAUCCGUAUCAAAUGCCAAAGAUGUUGCACAAUGGCUUGGUUGUAGUACAAAUGCUACAUUCAAUUUUCCUCCAAAUGUUCGACCUGUUCAAUUAGAAAUACAUAUUCAGGAGUUUAACAUAACACAUAAUGCAAGUCGUCUAAUAGCCAUGGCUAAACCAGUUUAUCAGGCAAUAAAUCGUUAUUCACUAGGCCGUUCGGUUAUUAUAUUUGUACCAUCAAGAAAGUUAUCGCGUAUGACAGCGGUUGAUUUAUUGACAUUUGCUACUGUUGAACAAAAAUCCGAUCGAUUUUUACACACAUCAACAGAUGAUAUCACAUCUUUUUUGGGAAAAAUGGAAGAUCAAAUAUUAAAAGCAACUGUUUCGCAAGGUAUUGCUUAUGUUCACGAAGGUUUAAGUAUUAAAGAUCGUUCGAUUAUUGAACAGUUAUACAAUACUGGUGCAUUACAAGUUUGUGUUGUAUCACGUAGUAUGUGUUGGGCAUUCAACUUAUAUUCGUAUCUUGUUAUCAUCAUGGAUACACAGUAUUAUAAUGGUCGAGAGCAUGCUUAUGACGACUAUCCCAUCUCUGAUAUACUACAAAUGGUUGGACGAGCAAAUCAACCAUCACAAUAUGAUAAUGCAAAAGUAAUCCUUAUGUGUUUAUCGUCUAAAAAGAAUUUUUUCAAAAAGUUCUUGUAUGAACCUUUACCAAUAGAAUCACAUCUUGAUCAUUGUUUACAAGAUCAUUUUAACGCCGAAAUUGUAACAAAAACAAUUGAAAAUAAGCAAGAUGCAAUCGAUUAUUUAACGUGGACACUAUUAUACAGACGGAUGACACAAAAUCCAAAUUAUUACAAUUUGCAAGGUAUUUCCCACCGUUACGUAUCUGAUCAAUUAUCUGAACUAGUCGAAAAUACUUUAAACCAUUUGGAAAAAUCGAACUGCAUUGCAAUCGAAAAUGAAAUGAACACAUUUCCGUUGAAUUUGGGCAUGAUAGCUGCUUAUUAUUAUAUUAACUAUCGUACCAUUGAAUUAUUUAGUAAAUCAUUAUCAGCCAAAACGAAUAUAAAAACAUUACUAGAUAUUGUGGCAAAUGCUGCUGAAUAUGAGAAUAUACCAAUUCGGCAUCAUGACGAUAGCAUUUUGAAAAAACUAGCAACGCAUCUACCAAACAAAUUCAAUAAUGUUAAAUUUAAUGACUCACAUGUGAAAACAAAUCUGUUGAUACAAGCUCACUUAUCUCGUAUACAAUUAUCGACUGAAUUACAAAAAGAUGUCAAUGAUAUUUUAAAUAAAGCAAUUCGUUUAGUUCAAGCGUGUGUGGAUGUGUUGAGUUCGAAUGGUUGGCUUUCUCCAGCGUUAGUCGCUAUGGAAUUAGCUCAAAUGUUGACACAAGCGAUGUGGAAUAAAGAGUCAUAUCUGCGACAAAUACCACAUUUUACAGCAGAAAUUAUUCAACGUUGUAAAGAACAGAAAAUCGAGACUGUAUUCGAUUUGAUAGACAUGCAAGAUGAUGAUCGUGUUUCUUUAUUACAAUUAUCUGUCGAUAAAUUAGCUGACGCUGCACGUUUUUGUAAUCGUUAUCCAAAUAUUGAAUUAACCUACGAAAUUGUUGAUAAAGAUAAUAUAAUUUCAUCAAGUACAGUUAAUGUUAACGUGACGUUAGAACGUGCAAGUGUUGUCGGUCCGGUGAUUGCACCCUUUUUUCCUCAAAAACGAGAAGAAGGAUGGUGGCUUGUUAUUGGAGAAUUAAAAUCAAAUUCGUUGGUAUCCAUUAAACGUUUAAUAUUACAUCAAAAAGCUAAAGUGAAUUUAGAUUUCGUUGCACCAUCACCGGUAACUAGAGAUUUAUUCGAAGCAUGUCGAAAUGGUGAUCUAGCAAAAGUUAAAAGAUUAUUAACUAACCAAAAUGUCAAUGCUAAGGAUCUUUUAGGAAGAAAAUCGACAUUGUUACAUUUCGCUGCGGGUUUCGGACGCAAAGAUAUUGUAGAAUAUUUGUUGAGUAUUGAAGGUGUGGACGUUCAUGCCAAAGAUGAUGGAGGACUCGUUCCCAUUCAUAACGCAGCUAGUUUUGGUCAUUCGGAGGUUGUGCAAUUGUUGUUAAAUCAUCAUUCGGAUGCAAACACACGCGACAAUUGGAACUUUACACCUCUUCUAGAAGCAGCAUCAAAAGGAAAGAUCGACGUUUGUAUAGUUUUACUACAACAUGGCGCGGAUUGGAACAUCAAAAACACAGAUGGGAAAACAGCCCUUGAUCUCGCCGAUCCAUCGACACGUCCUGUCCUGACCGGUGAAUAUCGGAAAGAUGAGUUGUUAGAAGCUGCAAGAUCGGGAAACGAAGAGAAGUUAUUCUCAUUGCUCACGCCGUUAAAUGUCAAUUGUCAUGCGAGUGAUGGAAGAAAAUCGACUCCGUUACAUCUGGCAGCAGGCUAUAAUCGUAGUCAUAUUGUUAAAAUUUUACUCGAACACGGAGCGGAUGUUCACGCAAAAGACAAAGGUGGCUUGGUGCCUCUACAUAAUGCGACAUCAUACGGACAUUACGAAGUCGCUGAACUUCUUAUUCAAUUUGGUGCAGAUGUAAAUUCUUGUGACCUCUGGCAGUACACACCACUGCAUGAAGCUGCUUCCAAAGGUCGAACCGAAGUUUGUACGCUGUUGUUAAGUAAUAAUGCGGAUCCAACGUUAACGAACUGUCAUAAUAAAAGUGCUUUGGACGUUGCUGCAACAAUAGAAUUACGAGAUAAAAUAUUAUUGGAAUAUAACGGUUACUCUAUGAUUGAUGCUGCAAAGAACGGUGAUGUGAAUCGUUUAAAAAAAUGUUUGUCCAUAUCGCCAGAUAUGGUUAAUUUCAAACAUGUAAAAACGAAUGAUACUGCAUUGCAUAUUGCAUGUACUUCAACAUCCACAAAACGUAAACAAAUUGUCGAACUCCUGAUUCGUCGUGGUAGUAAUGUGAACGAAGUCAACAAAGAUAUGCUUGCACCGAUACACGUCGCAAGUGAUAACGAUUAUUCAGAUGUUGUUGAAUUAUUGCUCAAAAAUGGCGCUAUGAUUAAUCAACUUGAUUGUUUAGGACAAACAGCCUUACAUCGUGCAGCUAAACUUGAUCAUAGUGCUAUUUGUCGUUUACUGCUAGCUCACGGUGCCGAUACAGAUAUUCUAUCGUUAGAAGGUUAUACAGCAGCACAAAUGGCUACAAUUACUGGUGAAGCAGAGCUAACUAACAAUUUGGAAUUACAAUUACUCGAAGCGUCAAAAUCUGGGGAUUUAGAAGUUGUAAAGCGUGUAUUAGCUGAAAAAUCUGGUUUGAUUAAUUGUCGUGACGCUCAAGGCAGACAUUCGACUCCAUUACACUUUGCUGCUGGAUAUAAUCGUAUUGCAGUGGUAGAAUAUUUACUUUCGAUGGGCGCUGAUGUUCAUGCAAAAGACAAAGGAGGAUUAGUUGCACUACAUAACAGCUGUUCAUAUGGUCAUUUUGAAGUAACAGAAUUGCUUGUUAAUCAUGGAGCGUCUGUGAAUGCUGUCGAUCUCUGGAGGUAUACUCCACUACAUGAAGCUGCAAUCAAAAAUAAAUUUGAAAUCUGUAAAUUAUUAUUAAAGCACGGUGCGGAUCCACAGAAAAAAAAUCGUGAUGGUUGUUUGCCUGUUGAUUUGGUUAAAGAUGCGGACAGUGAUGUAGUUGAUCUGUUGAAAGGUGAUAGUGCUAUAUUAGAAUUGGCUAAAAAAGGAAAUUUAGAACGUUUGAAAAAAGUAUUAACAUCUGAAAAUGUUAACUGUCGGGAUACGCAAGGUCGAAAUUCCACACCGUUACAUCUUGCAGCUGGAUACAAUAAUAUUGAGAUUUGCGAAUAUCUUCUGGAAAAUGGCGCAGACCCAAACUCACAGGACAAAGGUGGUUUAAUAUCUCUUCAUAAUGCCGCGUCAUAUGGCCACGCGGAUAUAUCUGCAUUGUUAAUCAAAUACAAUGCAAAUGUAAACGCAACAGAUCGAUGGGGUUUUACACCGUUACAUGAAGCUGCAUCAAAAGGACGAACGCAAUUAUGCGCAUUACUAUUGGCUCAUGGAGCAGAUCCACUGAUAAGAAACCAAGAAAAUCAAACACCUUAUGACUUGGCCGUUGCAGAUGAUGUUAAAUGUCUGUUAUUAGAUUCAAUGCCGGUUGCACAAACACCAACGAUAUUGUCUAAAACAGCGACGAAUAAUCAAUCACAUAAUUCAUCAUUAUAUGUUGGAAGUAUGAAUAAUAAUAGUACAUCGCUGAGUGUAUCGUCGUUAGGAUCACGAGAAGAUUCUUUAAUGGGUAUGGAAGCCAGUGCUUCGGCAAUUGUAGUUUCGAUACCGUCCAUACCUCGUCAUCAUCAUCAACAACAUCAUUUACCAAGUGGCGAUGGCUGUAUGGGUCUGACAUUGGAUGAUGAAUUUAGAGAGGAAGCAGAGACAAUGAAAAUGGAUGAAUUUUUAAGCUUAUGUAAUUUACCAUUGGAACAACAGCAAUCUAUACGAGAAAUAUUUGAACAUGAACACAUCACACUAGAUAUACUAGCUGAAAUGAAUCAUAAUGAAUUGAAAGAUAUUGGAAUUAUCACAUACGGACAACGACACAAAUUAAUCAAAGGCGUAGAAAAAUUGUAUAAACAAGCCAAGAAUCCAUGGUUAAGUAUACCGACCAACGGUUCCGUAUUUAUAAAUCUAGAACCAAACGAUCGAGAAUAUAUGCUGGUAGAAGAUGAAAUGCAGAGUACUAUUCGUGAACACAAAGAUAGCUGUGGAGGAAUUUUUUAUCGAUAUGCUGUUUUGAAGAUCCAAAAGAUACGUAAUCGCCGAUUAUGGGAACGCUAUUGUCAUAGAAAGAAGGAAAUUCAAGAUGAUAAUAAUGGACAUGAAAAUGAGCGUUUAUUAUUUCAUGGUUCACCAUUUCUAAACUCAAUAAUAAACAAGGGUUUUGAUGAACGACAUGCUUGUAUUGCGGGCAUGUUUGGUGCUGGCAUCUAUUUUGCUGAAAAUUCAUCAAAAUCGAAUCAAUACGUGUUCGGCAUUGGUGGUGGGAGUGGAUGUACGACACACAAAGAUAAAUCGUGUUAUAGAUGUCCUAGACAAAUGUUAUUAUGUAGAGUAUGUUUGGGUCGUUCAUUUUUACAAUUUAAUGCUAUGAAAAUUGCUCACGCACCACCAGGACAUCAUAGUAUUAUUGGACGCCCUCAGCAAGGUGGUCUAGCCUAUCCAGAAUACGUCGUCUAUCGAGGAGAGCAAGCUUAUCCCGAAUAUAUAAUUACGUACGUUUUACAAAAUCCUUCAAAUGAUCAAUGA
Didymodactylos carnosus is the source of this 9750-nucleotide messenger RNA. Lineage: Eukaryota; Metazoa; Rotifera; Eurotatoria; Philodinida; Philodinidae. The record is from the annotation of a GenBank genome assembly.